Messenger RNA from Trypanosoma theileri, 681 nucleotides. RefSeq lists its product as uncharacterized. NCBI's taxonomy places the organism in Eukaryota, Euglenozoa, Kinetoplastea, Trypanosomatida, Trypanosomatidae. The coding region runs from base 1 to 681 and encodes 226 amino acids. The transcript has a single exon. The record is from RefSeq and is a predicted model, not a curated record.
AUGAGAUUAUCGCGAAUUGCUGCUCUCCGCGGUUCUACAACCGCCCGAUCUCACGUCUCUUCUUUACAUCCAAACAGAGAAAAAAAGGCCUCAUCACAUAUGAAUAAAUUACCAUUACAUAAUAAUAACAAGAGUCUUGGUCUGCAAUUUAAUCUCUUUCCAUUUUCUUCCAUGGCCUUUACGGAAUACAGUGAAGUCCAACAUCAUUUAAAACAGACUAUUGAAACCUUAGAGAAUGUAAUUAUUUCCUCCUCCAAUGUUGAAGAGUCAAUGAAAGUGGAUUAUAUGGUAUUUCGGUAUAGUGAGGGAGUCAUGGAUGAAAACCUUUGGACAGAAGAGAGAAUGAAACUUUCAUUAUAUUUUCUGCGUGAGUUGACAACUCAUAUUCUCCCAAUAAUGCCUUUGGUGUUAGCAUUACCUUUGUCAAGGACGAAUAAAAUGACAAUGUCUUAUGUUGAAGGUAUAUUUGAAACACUUCAUCGUGUUGGAUGUACGAAUAUAUUGUUAGAACUACCUCACCCAAAUAUACCAUCUGCAGUUAAGGAAAUACAUCCUUCUUAUAGGAAUAGUGUGUUAAAAAAUUGGCAGUUACUUCUGCAGCGUAAUGGGGGAAUGUGUAUAUCAUCUUCACAGUGUAAAUCACUUUCAUUAGCGGAAUUGUUUCCAUGGAUUCUACAGUAG